AUGAUGCCCGCCGGCCGCCUGCCUUGCCUGCCCACCCUGCUGUCGCUGGCAGCCCUGCUGCUCUCUCUGCUCCUCAGCUGUUCCUUCGCCUUAUCACCACCCAGGUUCACAAAAGUUCCUGGUGACAUGAUUGGUGUCUCCGGGGGUGCAGUGUCCUUCGUGUGCCAAGCUAUGGGAGACCCCAAACCAAGAGUAACAUGGAACAAAAAAGGAAAGAGGGUCAACUCACAGCGCAUUGAGACGAUCGAGUUUGACGAAGGCGCAGGAGCGGUUUUGCGCAUUCAGCCUUUGAGGGCGCCCCGAGACGAAAACACCUAUGAGUGCGUGGCUGAGAACAGCGAGGGCGAAAUCAGCGUCCAGGCCAAACUGUCCAUCAUCAGAGAGGACCUGCUUCCCCCAGGCUUUCCCAACAUUGACAUGGGUCCUCAGCUGAAGGUAGUGGAGCGCACUCGUACGGCCACCAUGCUCUGUGCCGCUAGUGGCAACCCUGACCCAGAAAUCACCUGGUUCAAAGACUUCCUGCCCAUAGACCCCGGCACAAGUAACGGACGAAUCAAACAGCUGCGAUCAGAAGCCUUUGAGGGCACCCCUAUCAAAGGUGCCCUGCAGAUUGAGAACACUGAGGAGACAGACCAAGGGAAGUAUGAGUGUGUGGCGUCUAAUGUGGAAGGCGUCCGCUACUCUUCCUCUGCCAACCUGUAUGUGAGAGAGCUUCGAGAAGUCCGCCGUGUGCCUCCUCGCUUCUCCAUUUUGCCCACCAGCCAUGAGAUUAUGCCGGGGGGCAGCGUCAAUAUCACUUGCGUGGCGGUGGGGUCACCCAUGCCUUACGUCAAGUGGAUGCUCAACUCAGAGGACCUGACCCCCGAAGACGAGAUGCCAGUGGGCCGCAACGUGCUGGAGCUCAACAGCGUGCGUGAGUCCGCCAACUACACCUGUGUGGCCAUGAGCAGCCUGGGCAUCAUCGAAGCAGUGGCACAAAUCAUCGUCAAGUCCUUGCCCAAACCUCCAGGUACCCCAGUGGUGACUGAGACCACAGCCACAAGUGUCACCAUAACCUGGGACAGUGGUAACCCUGAGCCUGUAUCUUAUUACAUCAUCCAGUAUCGUGCAAAGUCCCCCGAAAGCAAGUUUGAGACAGUGGACGGCAUUACAACCACUCGCUAUAGCAUAGGCGGCCUAUACCCCAACACCGAGUACGAGAUCCGCGUAUCAGCCGUCAACACCAUCGGCCAGGGUCCACCAAGUGAGCCCGUGGAGGCCCAGACAGGGGAACAGGCACCGGCCAGCCCUCCCCGAAACAUCCAGGCACGGAUCAUCUCCUUGAACACCAUGAUGGUCAGGUGGGAUGAGCCAGAGGAGCCUAAUGGGCAAAUUAAGGGGUACCGGGUAUACUACACCAUGGACCCAUCUCAGCCCAUGAGCCUGUGGCACAUACACAACGUGCAGGACAGCGUCAUCACCACCAUACCGAGUUUGGUGGCCUCUGAAACCUACACCAUACGCGUACUUGCCUUCACUUCGGUGGGAGACGGUCCCUUUUCCGACCCCAUCCACGUCAAAGUGCUUCAAGGAGUUCCUGGACAGCCAACAAAGUUCCAGAUUGGUGCUGUGUCUGACACAAGCAUCGAGCUGACCUGGGAGGCAGCUCAUGAGAAAGAGGGGAUCAUUAACUACGAGCUGCGAUAUAGAGAAGCAAACCAGGGGAACCAGGUAACAAAAACAUUCGGUCCCACAUCCUCCUAUGUAGUGGAGGGUCUUCGAGCCAACACAGAAUACUUCUUUUCUCUGGCCGCCAUCAGCGACAAAGGCAUCGGAGCCUUCACCAAUGAAAUCUCCCAAAGAACGGCCCAAGCCAAGCCCUCCGCCCCCCCUCAAGACAUUAAGUGCAGCAGCUCCAGCUCCACCACCCUGCUGGUAAGUUGGCGCCCCCCUCCUGCCGAGAGCCAAAACGGCGUCCUGGUGGGGUACAUAGUGCGCUACCAGGUGGUGGGAGCAGAGUCCGGAGCAGAGCCCUUGGAGGAGCCCCCGGUGCCACCCACAUCCGAGCAAAUCCUUCUACAGCGUCUGGAGAAAUGGACCCAGUACCGAGUGACGGUCGCAGCCUCCACCACCGUUGGGCCCGGACCCGAGAGCGAGCCCCUGCUCUGCCGCACAGACGAAGACGUGCCUGGGGCGCCCCCUCGGCGGGUGGAGGUGGAAGUGCUGAACUCUACUGCUCUCAAAGUGAUGUGGCGUUCCCUGUUGCCGGGGAAACAGCACGGGCAGAUCCGCGGGUAUCAGGUCCAUUACGUUCGCGUGGAGAACGGCGAAUCACGUGGGCUGCCUCUCAUCAAGGAUGUCAUGCUAGCUGACGCUCAGUGGGAGAAGGACGAUACUGCAGAAUAUGAGAUGGUCAUUGGAGGCCUGCAGCCUGACACAACAUACUCCAUCACUGUGGCCGCAUACACCACCAAAGGAGACGGUGCCCGCAGCAAGCCCAAACUGGUGGUAACCAAAGGAGCAGUACCUGGUCCUCCCUCUCUAACUGUGAGACAGGACUCAGAGAGCUCUGCGUUUGUGCGCUGGCAAGCCCCAGAGUCUCUGCCCCCCGGCCUGGAGGUCCAGGGUUAUCGGCUCCAGUUUGGUCGCAAGGACAUCAGCCCUCUGGCCACGCUCGAGUUCGGCCCUCAAGAGCAGGAGUACAGCGUCAACAACAUACACCGAGGCGCCACGUACGUCUUCAAAGUGUCAGCCAAAAGCCGUUCGGGCUUCGGAGAGGAAGCUACACAGGAGCUUGACGUUCCUGAAGAGGUCCCGCGUGGCUACCCUCAGAUUGUCGAGGGCUCAAACAUCACUUGCUGCUCGGUGCAGUUCGCCUGGUUACCUCCUGUCCUGGCCGAGCGAAACGGUGCCAUCACCGAAUACACGUUGGCGUACCAGGAGGCAGGAGCAACUGGCACUCCCCUUGAGCUCCGCCUACCGGCAAGCCAGUCAAGUUACACGCUCAACAGCCUCAAACCCAACUCCGUGUACGACGUGAAAAUACGUGCGCACACCAGUGUAGGUGCGGGGCCCUACAGCCCCCUGGUCCAGUAUCGAACAGUGGCCCUCGACACAGAUGUUCCUAAAAACUUCACGGUGAAGUUGGUUACCAAGACAACAGUACUUCUGACCUGGAAGUUUUCAGAGAGUAGGCUGCCGUACCUCUGUAUGAUUGAGAGCAAAGGUCAGAAGGUGAGCGUUGAUGCCCGGGCCACCAAAACUCUCAUCACCAACCUGAAGCCCAACACCACUUACGAAUUCCGCAUCAGCUGCCUAGAGAGCGGAGAUGGAGGGCCCCGGCACCGGGUGGUGGCCCGAACCGCUCCGGCCAUCCUGGUGAAGAAGCCAGAGUUGGACGUACAGCGGGAACCAGAAAACGUCCUCACCAUCAUCUUCCCCCCUCUGGAGACCAAAGAAAUGAUCAGGGCUGUGUAUGUAGUAGUGGUCCCACUGAAGAAGGGCAGGGUGGCAUUCAGACAGAAUAAGAACCCUGAUGAGAUGGACCUGGAGGAGCUGCUGAGAGACAUUAAUCUCAAACAGCGGCACACGAGAACUAUACGACAGCUCAGGCAGGUGGACCUGAGCAAGCCCUACAUUGCUGCCAGCUUUAAGCCCACUUCCAUGCCCUCGUCUUUCACCCUGGGAAACCAGAUGGUGUAUGGAGGUUAUAUGAACCAUGCCUUGGAACCCCAACAAGAGUAUGUCUUCUUCCUGCUGGCUGAGCUCAACAGCACUGAUGGGAAAAUGUUUGUGACAAGCCCGUACACAGAAGUGGCUGUGGCUCCGUACGUGGAUUCCGUACCUGUGGACACGCCCGGAGACGGGCUAAUUUGGGUGGUGGGGCCUGUACUGGCCGUGGUCUUCAUCAUCUGUAUCGUCAUCGCCAUCCUGUUGUACAAGAACAGCAAGCCUGACAGCAGCAAACGUAAGGAGUCAGAGCCUCGGACCAAAUGUCUGCUCAACAACGCAGAGAUCACCCCUCACCACCCAACAGACCCAGUGGAAAUGAGACGCAUCAACUUCCAAACUCCAGAUUCUGGUCUGAGCAGUCCUCUAAGUGAAGACGAUUUUCACUAUGAAAGCAUGAUGAACCAUCCCCCCAUCCCUAUUGCGGAGCUGGCUGAACAUACGGAGCUGCUGAAGGCCAAUGAUAACCUGAAGCUCUCCCAAGAGUACGAGUCUAUUGAUCCUGGCCAGCAGUUCACUUGGGAGCAUUCCAACUUGGAGGUCAAUAAGCCAAAAAAUCGCUAUGCAAACGUCAUUGCCUACGACCACUCCCGUGUCAUCCUGGCACCCAUCGAAGGUAUCGCAGGGAGCGACUACAUUAACGCCAACUACAUCGAUGGCUACCGAAAGCAGAACGCUUACAUUGCCACACAGGGUCCACUGCCCGAGACAUUCGGGGAUUUCUGGAGGAUGGUGUGGGAGCAGAGGGCUGCUACUGUGGUGAUGAUGACCCGUUUGGAGGAGAAGUCAAGGAUCAAGUGCGACCAGUACUGGCCAAGCCGCGGCACAGAGACUUACGGGAUGACCCAGGUUACACUGCUGGACACCAUUGAGCUCGCCACCUUCUGUGUCCGCACCUUCUCCCUGCACAAGAAUGGCUCCAGUGAAAAACGAGAGGUGCGUCAAUUCCAGUUCACGGCAUGGCCAGAUCACGGCGUUCCAGAGUAUCCGACCCCAUUCCUGGCUUUCCUGCGGAGGGUGAAGACUUGUAACCCUCCAGAUGCAGGGCCUAUCAUUGCUCACUGCAGUGCUGGUGUGGGCAGAACAGGUUGUUUCAUUGUCAUUGAUGCUAUGCUUGAGCGCAUCAAGCACGAGAAAACAGUGGAUAUCUACGGUCACGUGACGCUCAUGCGUUCGCAGAGGAACUACAUGGUACAGACAGAGGACCAGUACAGCUUCAUCCAUGACGCUCUGCUAGAGGCGGUCGCCUGUGGUAACACGGAGGUGGCUGCCCGCAGUCUCUACUCCUACAUUCAGAAACUAUCACAAGUGGAGAGCGGAGAACACGUCACCGGGAUGGAGCUCGAGUUUAAGCGGCUGGCUAACUCCAAAGCCCACACGUCCAGGUUCAUAAGUGCCAACCUGCCCUGUAACAAGUUUAAAAACCGCCUUGUUAACAUCAUGCCCUACGAGACAACAAGAGUGUGUCUGCAGCCUAUCCGAGGUCUGGAGGGCUCCGACUACAUCAACGCCAGCUUCAUCGAUGGCUACAGGCAACAGAAGGCCUACAUCGCAACACAGGGCCCACUAGCAGAGACCACAGAGGACUUUUGGAGGAUGUUGUGGGAGAAUAACUCCACCAUUGUGGUGAUGUUGACCAAACUGAGGGAGAUGGGUAGAGAAAAGUGUCACCAGUACUGGCCCGCGGAGCGCUCGGCCAGAUACCAGUACUUCGUGGUGGAUCCCAUGGCAGAAUAUAACAUGCCCCAGUACAUCCUGAGAGAAUUUAAAGUCACCGACGCCAGGGAUGGGCAGUCCCGAACUGUUCGACAGUUCCAGUUUACUGAUUGGCCGGAACAGGGUGUUCCCAAAUCCGGGGAGGGCUUUAUUGACUUUAUUGGGCAGGUCCACAAAACCAAGGAGCAGUUUGGUCAAGAUGGGCCCAUUUCUGUCCACUGCAGUGCUGGAGUAGGACGGACUGGAGUCUUCAUCACCCUCAGCAUUGUGUUGGAGAGAAUGCGCUAUGAGGGAGUGGUGGACAUUUUCCAAACAGUCAAAAUGCUGCGAACGCAGCGGCCUGCUAUGGUGCAGACAGAGGAUGAAUACCAGUUUUGCUACCAGGCAGCUCUGGAAUAUCUAGGAAGCUUUGAUCACUAUGCAACGUAAAAAGCCAUCUCCUCCCCCUACCCUGCACCCCCUCAGCAGCCUACUGAGCCAUACAAACUAGCUUGAAAAAUUGGGCCGAUGACAUCUAAAAUCAACAACAGGAAAAAGAAAAUCUAUAUGUAAACCAUCAACGGGAAUAUGAAAUCAAUCUUCGUCCCU
Molecule: messenger RNA, 6012 nt
Organism: Chanos chanos (milkfish)
Lineage: Eukaryota; Metazoa; Chordata; Actinopteri; Gonorynchiformes; Chanidae
Gene: ptprsa
Product: protein tyrosine phosphatase receptor type Sa
Exons: 37
Coding region: 1-5853 (1950 amino acids)
Biological process (GO): protein dephosphorylation
Molecular function (GO): protein tyrosine phosphatase activity; protein binding
Source: RefSeq, a predicted model, not a curated record